CGCUUCUCCUUUCUCCACUGUGGUCUCGGGCUGGCAGGGAGCCCCAGAUCCCCGUGGCUUCAGCCAGCUUUCCCGGCCCUACAUGGGAGGAGAGAUGCCCUGGACCAUUCUGCUGUUUGCAUCUGGCUCCUUGGCCAUCCCUGCACCGUCCAUCCUCCUGGUGCCGCCCUACCCAAGCAGCCAGGACGAUCCCAUCUACAUCUCAUGCACAGCCCCAGAGGACAUCCUAGGGGCCAACUUCACCCUGUUCCGAGGGGGAGAGGUGGUCCAGCUCCUACAGGCCUCCUCAGAUGGGCGUGGUGUAAUAUUCAAUGUGACUGGUGGUGGCGGUGAGCCUGCUUGGGGGAAUUUCCGCUGUCAGUAUGGUGUGCUGGGUGAGCACAGUCAGACCCAGCUGUCGGACUUCAGCCAGCAGGUGCAGGUCUCCUUCUCAGUCCCCACCUGGAUCUUGGCGCUCUCUCUGAGCCUGGCUGGAGCUGUCCUCCUCUCAGGGCUGGUGGCCAUCACAGUACUGGUGAGAAAAGCUAAAGCCAAAAACUUACAGAAGCAGAGAGAGCGUGAAUCCUGUUGGGCUCAGAUCAACUUCACCAACACAGACAUGUCCUUUGAUAACUCUCUGUUUGCCAUCUCCACGAAAAUGACUCAGGAAGACUCCAUGGCAACCCUGGACUCAGGGCCUCGAAAGAGGCCCACUUCUGCAUCAUCCUCUCCAGAGCCCCCUGAGUUCAGCACUUUCCGGGCCUGCCAGUGAGGCUGAAGAAUGAGGACUCCUUAUCCAGUUCUUUCCCUCCGACUGCCCGGGCUGCAGAAACUGGACAUCUAUCUGUCCAGAGACUUGGCAGUAGGGAGGGUCAAGCUACAGCUUUCUUAGGGAAGGACUGGCCAAAGGAAGGGGACUCCUAGUGUUGUUACCUUCCUCACAGAAGUCAAGAAAAUUAGUUGAGGUAUCAGCCUAGAAGCUAGACAGAGAGCCGGAACUUUUUUGUAGAUUCCCAGAUCACCAGAGAGGUGUCAGUAUUGAAUCAGGACACCCAGCCAGGCCUAAGAGGUCUGUAUUCUGUACCUCUUUUCCUGUAUUUCCCCAACUGUAACUGAUUUCCAGACUGAGUGAUUUAUUUUGGGGAGAGAUGUGUAUAUUUUUGUUGCUAUUGUUGUUUCUAGAUAGAGUCUCAACUGUGUAGCCCUGGCUGUCCUGGAACUCACUAUGUAGACCAGGCUGGCCUCAAACUCAUAGAGAUCACCUGCUUCUGCCUCCAGAGUGCUGGGAUUAAAGUGCCUGCCACAACACCU
This is a messenger RNA of Arvicanthis niloticus (Nile rat), 1290 nucleotides long. RefSeq names its product chromosome 8 C19orf38 homolog (gene C8H19orf38). Lineage: Eukaryota; Metazoa; Chordata; Mammalia; Rodentia; Muridae. The record is from RefSeq and is a predicted model, not a curated record.